Molecule: messenger RNA, 714 nt
Organism: Paramecium octaurelia
Lineage: Eukaryota; Ciliophora; Oligohymenophorea; Peniculida; Parameciidae
Source: the annotation of a GenBank genome assembly
AUGCAAAAUAAUGAUAAAAAGGGAUCUAAAAGUAGGAUACUUCUAGAAAUGAUCAAUAAUUAUUAAAAACCGGUUCAAGAGAUAUUGAUCUUAUAAAAUUCUAAAUUAAAAUCAUUAUAAACAAUAGAGGAAAGGUUUGUAAAGAGUGAAACAAAUAAACAAUAUGUGUUCCCUCGAAUUCAAUAAAAGUAAAAAGAACACAAGGAUUCACCGAAACACCUUUUGAAUUCACUUAAUAAUAUUGCGAACACAAAGAUUUUUAAGGAUUUGAUGAAUAAAAUUUAUCAGAUUAAUACUUCAUAGUAUAAGCCAAAGAAUUAUUAAUAAACAGAAUUCAUCAAAAAGCAAUAUUCAAGUGAAUCAUAAUACUUAAGAAAACAAAGCAAAAAAAAAUCAAAUUAAAUCAAAACUGAAAUGUCUGAUAUUAAAUAAAAUAGACAUGAUAAUUCAAGUUUUCAAUAAUAAUUGUCAUUAAAUUAAUCUAAGGGAUAAUCACCUAAUAAUAAUAAACUUCAAUUUCCUAACAGAUCAACAAGAUCAUAAUUGAUUUAAUUUCUUAAGCAAAAAAAGAGUUGUCAUGUUGAGGGUUAGGAUCAAAAUUCACAAAGAAGUUUUGAGUUCAAGUAACAUUUACUAAAUAAAUCCUAAAAAAAGUUAUUACAAAAUAAAAGCUAUGAUUUGGUGUAAUAAUAAGAAAAAUUGAAGAAGAAAUGA